Cryptococcus wingfieldii CBS 7118 is the source of this 420-nucleotide messenger RNA. RefSeq lists its product as hypothetical. The transcript has a single exon. The coding region runs from base 1 to 420 and encodes 139 amino acids. The record is from RefSeq and is a predicted model, not a curated record. NCBI's taxonomy places the organism in Eukaryota, Fungi, Basidiomycota, Tremellomycetes, Tremellales, Cryptococcaceae.
AUGUUACCCGGUCAAAGCGCUGAAGCGAAGAAGGGGAAGGCCACCCGCGUCAUGGCGUUAGUCGUAGAGAGGGCAAGGCGACGAAGAUUAUCAGACCAUAGUUUGGAUACCAAACUGGAAGUAGACCCUGUCUCCAGACCCGAGGAAGAUAUCAAACUGCAAGAGGACGGCAAUGACGCUCAGGGCAACAAGUCAGAGAUCUUGGAGCACGAAGGGGCGCCCAUUGGCAUCGAGGAAGCGCUCAAGAGUGCUAGUAAAUUCCCUCAGACUAGACCAUUGAUCGUUUCUGCUCUUAGCUACGGGGACACUGUCAGUACUUCACCUUCUUCAACAACCAGCUCUUGUCCCCCGAUGCUGGAGAGAGCCGAAAAUAGUGGGCUGAAGAUAAGACUGGCUUGCGCUUCGUCGCCCGGACUUUAG